CAAUUCUAUUUCCCAACACACACAAAAAAUCAAUCUACAAUUUUAUAUUUUAAUCAUGUAAUUCAUGUAAUACAUCCAUAUUUGGAAACGAUAACAAAAAAAGCGCACUGUUGCAACACACACACAUUGAAAUAUGUUGGGGAGAUUUAAGAGAAAUUUAUUAAGAGGAAUUGGUUCCGAUGAAAAAAAUACCGAAUUUCAACUGUAUAAACAAUAACAAAUCAAUGACAACAAAGAAGGAACACAUUAAGCAAACACGUCUCAGCAUUGACGAUCGUGUUAAAAUUUUAGAACGUCUUGAUAAAGGAGAGAAAGGUGUGAUUCUAGCACAGGAGUAUAAAGUAUCUACGUCGGCAAUAGCAAACAUAAAGAAAUCGAAAGAAAAUUUGUUGAAACAAAGAAGUUCACUUAUUAUGUGUCAAGGAAAAACGUCCAAAAAAAGAUGCACAGGUGUUGAAAAUAGUCGUCUUGAUCAAAUGUUGUAUGAAUGGUAUCUCCAGGAAAAAAACAUAGGGAUUCGUGUCACAGGACCAAUGUUGCGAAGGAAGGCAUUGGAAUUAAAUAAAAUACUUAACGGUCCAGAGACUUUCAAAGCUUCUACAGGAUUUUUGAAUAAAUUUAAAGAAAGACAUGACAUUAUUUUAUCAGUUCGUGGAGAGAAAGACACUGAUGGAGAAAAAGACUCUACUGUUCAAGAUGCAAGCGAUGACUUGUGUCAAGAAUUGACCAAUGAUCAUGAAAAACAAGACGACUGGGAAAUAUUAAAUCAAGUGGUCUUGCCUGAAAACUAUGAAGAUGACAUCGAUCAUGAAGGAAAUGAAGAAAUAGAAAUAGAAAUAGAAAAUAAAGAGUAUUUAGAUGACAAUAAUUCUGAGAAUGAUAUUACAGCAAAGAAUGCUUUUGAUGCAAUUAAUACAUUUAUCUGUUGGUACCAAAAUCAAAAUUAUUGUUCACCUGAGGAUUGGCAAUAUUUAUGGAAAUUUUGGAAACAUUCACUAGAUCAAACUCUUCUUGCAAAGAAUAUAUAAAUUAAAAUAAUACAUUUAUUUAUUUUUGUAAUAUAAAAAAUAGAAAAUUAUAUUUAAAAAAGUACAGUAUAAAAAAUAAUGUAUAAUAAACUACAAAAUCUUAUAAU
Molecule: messenger RNA, 1135 nt
Organism: Formica exsecta
Lineage: Eukaryota; Metazoa; Arthropoda; Insecta; Hymenoptera; Formicidae
Product: jerky protein-like
Exons: 3
Coding region: 180-1028 (282 amino acids)
Cellular component (GO): nucleus
Molecular function (GO): DNA binding
Source: RefSeq, a predicted model, not a curated record